This is a messenger RNA of Cornus florida, 1007 nucleotides long. RefSeq lists its product as uncharacterized. The coding region runs from base 107 to 745 and encodes 212 amino acids. Gene Ontology annotation, cellular component: nucleus. Lineage: Eukaryota; Viridiplantae; Streptophyta; Magnoliopsida; Cornales; Cornaceae. Gene Ontology annotation, biological process: maturation of SSU-rRNA from tricistronic rRNA transcript (SSU-rRNA, 5.8S rRNA, LSU-rRNA). The transcript has 4 exons. The record is from RefSeq and is a predicted model, not a curated record.
UGUCUCUCAAAUUAAAAUAGACGGUACACACUAACAUAAACUAUACAACAAUAUAUUUACGUAUGUAUAUAAGAUUAUUAGGUUUAGGGUUUUGCAAGACUUCCCAAUGGAUUCUGCCGGAGUAACCCAGCUUUCAGCGGAGGGUGUCAGAAACCUCCAAGAAGGAAUCAGUUUGCUUCUGUCUCGAUGGGCUGCGCUUCAGUUGGCCGUCGAGAACGAGUGGGGUGGACGCGACUCUCGCCUGAAACCCCAACACCUCGCCGACGAUAUCUUCAAUUGGCUCACCCAAUCAACAGAGCCACUAUAUAUUGAUGAUUUGGAAGACUUGCUAGACGAGUUUAUGCUCUCUCUUAAUACUGAGAUUGACGAUGGCAGUAUUGAGGAGGUAGCAGAAAAAUUAAUGGUUAUGCAUGAGGAAUGUCUUGAUGGUAAUUAUCAGUCGAUUGAAAGCCUGAAAGAACCCAAUCCUCCUGGGGGUGCUAUUCCUCCUAUCAGACAGGCUAUCAUCAGUGAUGACGAUGAUAGUAGUGAUGAUGCUCAGAGCUUGGCUGGCAAUCUCAGCCAAAGUCAAAUCACAAAGAAUGAUGAUUCAUCGGAAAUGGCAGUCGAUGGUUUGGAAUCUCAGCCAAAUUCAGAUCACAAGGAUAUGAUGGUUGAUAAUCCAAGGCCUAAUGAAGCGGCUGAAACGGAAGAUGGAUGGACGGUGGUUUCAUCUAGUAGGCGAAACAGGGGUAGAAGGAACUAGGGUGCAACUCCUACAUCCAUUGUCCUUUGUUUUUUGUAUUGUUUAUUUUCUCCUUUUCCUUUGUGAGUGGUAUGUAAUUUUUCGAGGUCUGUUCCGUGUGUCAAAAUUUUGACUUAUGCUUCAAUACUAGGCGAAGUUUUGGUGUGAUGGGGAGUGUCAUUCCAAAUGAACACAAUAGUUCCUUAAAACAUUCAAAUGGUGAGAAAGGAUUAUGGUUAUGAAGUUCCAAAAUUAUAAAUAUAUUCACAGAUAUUUAGAGAUA